CCAGGACUGCAAGAAUUCAGGCAUGAGGACACUGUGCAGCAGGCUCACACAGGCAGACCCAAGAUGGACAGAACCUUGGAAUCCCUGAGACACAUCAUUGCCCAAGUCUUGCCUCACAGAGACCCGGCUCUAGUCUUCAAAGACUUGAAUGUUGUGUCAAUGUUACAGGAAUUUUGGGAAAGCAAGCAGCAGCAGAGGGCUGCAUUCCCAAGUGAAGGCGUGGUGGUCUAUGAGUCCUUGCCUUCUCCAGGACCGCCCUUUGUGAGUUAUGUGACCCUCCCAGGGGGAAGCUGUUUUGGCAACUUUCAGUGCUGUCUAAGUAGAGCUGAGGCCAGACGGGAUGCUGCUAAAGUGGCCCUCAUCAACUCCCUCUUCAAUGAGCUGCCCUCUCGAAGGAUCACUAAGGAAUUCAUUAUGGAGAGUGUGCAGGAGGCAGUCGCCUCCACCAGUGGCACUUUGGAUGAUGCAGAUGACCCCAGCACCAGCAUUGGAGCCUACCACUACAUGCUGGAGUCAAACAUGGGGAAGACCAUGCUGGAAUUUCAGGAGCUGAUGACCAUUUUCCAACUAUUGCACUGGAAUGGAAGCCUAAAAGCCCUUCGUGAAACAAAGUGUUCCCGACAGGAAGUGAUCUCCUACUAUUCCCAGUAUUCCCUAGAUGAAAAGAUGCGCAGCCACAUGGCCCUGGACUGGAUCAUGAAAGAAAAGGAAUCACCUGGAAUUCUCUCUCAAGAGCUCCGGAUGGCCCUGAGGGAGCUGGAGGAAGCCAGGAAAGCAGGACAAGAACUGCGAUUUUACAAAGAAAAGAAAGAAAUCCUGAGUUUAGCCCUGACUCAGAUCUACAGUGAUCCUGACACCUCCUCACCCAGUGCCGAUCAGCUAAGCCUAACGGCUCUUUGUGGCUACCACUAGAAAGGCCAGGUCCCAGCUGCCAUGACGUUGGCAGCAGCCGGACUCUAAUGUUAGGAAGCUCAGUGAAGGAAGUCGCCGGAGGCUUUAGCACCUACACAAUUCUUCCCACCCGUUUCAUUUACAGAAUAUGAGAGUAGUAGGGCCCUUAUAGGGCCCGACAAUUU
Hyaena hyaena (striped hyena) is the source of this 1076-nucleotide messenger RNA. It is a transcript of the gene LIX1, whose product is annotated as limb and CNS expressed 1. NCBI's taxonomy places the organism in Eukaryota, Metazoa, Chordata, Mammalia, Carnivora, Hyaenidae. The record is from RefSeq and is a predicted model, not a curated record. The transcript is spliced from 6 exons. Gene Ontology annotation, cellular component: cytoplasm. Gene Ontology annotation, biological process: autophagosome maturation. Bases 64 to 912 code for a protein of 282 amino acids.